This is a messenger RNA of Anneissia japonica, 3040 nucleotides long. Its product is annotated as tetratricopeptide repeat protein 5-like. The record is from RefSeq and is a predicted model, not a curated record. The transcript is spliced from 10 exons. Lineage: Eukaryota; Metazoa; Echinodermata; Crinoidea; Comatulida; Comatulidae. Bases 31 to 1341 code for a protein of 436 amino acids. Gene Ontology annotation, molecular function: protein binding.
GUUUGCUAGUUGUUGAUCAGAGCCAUCGUCAUGGCGGAAGGUUCAUCAUCUCUUUCAGUUCUUCCAAAAAUGGAGGAAGCUGUGAAUAAUCUGUAUGAUUUCCGGGACCAUUACUUUGAAAGGAAUAGUCUCGACAGAGCAAUUCAUAAGGCCAAAGAGCUAGAAGAAGAACUAAGAAAAACUAUCAAACUUCUUGGAGAGCAUCAAGUUGAGACUCCAGACAGGGCAGUAUUUUUCUUUCUGAAAGGCAAAGCAUUAAACGUACUUCCUGAAUUCAGUAAUGAAGCACUUGAGAGUUUAUCUAGAGCAGUAAAACUCGAUCCCAAAAUGGUUGAGGCCUGGAACCAACUCGGAGAAUGCUACUGGAAGAAAAAAGAUGUAGAAACAGCUAGGAAUUGCUUUAAUGGAGCUCUUAAUCAUAAGAAGAACAAGUAUUCAUUAAGGAAUUUGUCGAUGGUUUUAAGACAAAUUGGAAAAACAGACGAGGAGAGAAACAGAGCUAUUCAGCAGAGUAUAGAGUACGCUAAAGAGGCUAUUGAGUUGGAUAUUAAAGAUGGAACAUCAUGGUUUAUUAUGGGGAAUGCUUAUCUAGCUGUGUUUUUUGCUGGAAGUCAGAACCCGGCAAUACUUAAGCAAUGUUUAAGUGCUUACUCACAAGCUGAAAAAGAUCCAGUAGCGAAUUGCAACCCUGAUUUACAUUUUAAUAGAGCAACACUUUAUAAAUAUCAAGAGGAGUAUGAAGAAGCACUGGUAGACUAUGCAAGAGCAAGCGCUCUGGACCCAACAUGGACGGAACCAAAGGAGAAAAUGGAACAGCUAGUCAUCUAUCUAUCAAAAAUUCAAGAUUUAGUUGAGAAAAAAGGAAAGUUAAAACCAAAACGGUUGCAGCAGUUGCUAGGUGCAUUUAAACCAUCUGACCUAGGCCCAUACGGUGGCGGAAUAUUCCAGUCUGCUAAGGGGGACAAAGUAACCUUAGUACCUGUAAAAUUAGAUCAGCUUGAUAAAGGACUCAACAAAGAGAAAGUUAUUUUAGGAAAGGUGGUCUGUAAUAUAAUGCUGGAUGAGCCUAUACCAUUCACAUUUGCUUUGAUCGAUUCUGAAGGGACGUGUUUUGCAGUGAAUAUAUUUAACAUAGCGCAAGGCCAAGGAGUAAUAAUAGGUGAUUCUGUUGCUAUACCAGAACCAUUUGUUAUGUACCAUGAAUUUCAUGCUAGUGAUAAGGUUAUCAAGUUCCCCAGUAUAAGAGUAGAAACACCAGUGGUGAUGGUAGUAAAUGGUAAGAAGUGGGGCCUAGACAAGCAGGCCCCCACGGUACUGUCUGUAUCAGCUAAGUGUGAAUGAGAUAGAGCACCAGGCUUCCAUAGUAUGCUAUUGUAGAUGUGUUAUAGAGGGCGCCACAAGUAUAGCAUUCAAAUGCUCUAGGAGAUUACAAUGCAAGUUAUUAGCAGUACUAUAGCAGAGUGGAAAAAGUGGACCAUCACAGUAUGGCUAUUGGUAGGAGAAAUUGAUGGAUUAAAUAAAUAAAUUCUGAUAAGAAAUAUGGUUUUUAUGAAUUAAUGCAGCAUGUUAUGUAGGUCCAUCUAGCCCUGCCAAAAUAAAAAAGCUCAUUUUCAGAGUAUAUACUUCAAAUAAGCAGCGCCAUCUUAAUCAGAACCAUGGUAUAUCCAGAAACUACAAUUACCUAUGACUAAAAGAAUGCUUUCUAAUGAUUCGUCACCUUUCAUGUUAGAAACUAUAUUCUUAUAUUUUACUGCAAUAAAUAUGAGUGUUUAAUAUAAAGCAGUUGAUUUAUGUAUAAAUAAAUAUUCCUUGUCUUAAGAAAUUGUUAAAAACAAAAUGAAGGACCAAAUUUGUCUUGAUUUUUAUUGUAUUCAAGCCAUGUACUGAAAUUCUCUUAAGUAAUUGAGCCUUAAGCCGGGCACUCGCCGAGUCCGAUGGUCGUCGACCGACACAAUUCUAUAAAGAAUGCGACGCCACAACUUGCGCGCAACGGAUCAUUUUUAAUGACGAUCCAUUGAGACUGCCACCAACAAUCAGCGGACAGUGUCGUGUUGUUGAGUGCUCCCAUGGUGCGCUCCCAUGGAGUGAGUGACUGUCGUAGAACGCAGUUAGUGCCCGGCUUUACUGCGGACCAUUGAAGCAAUACAGAUUCACAUUUUUUAUAUACAUGUUUUUUUCAACGUUGUGCACAGGGUCAGCUUCUUGUUUUUAAGCAUCAUUUACCCUCACUCCAACUAAUCAUACUUUUCGGUGGUCUUGAUUUUGAAUUUUCCGGUGGCUGCAUGUAUUCCAGUCUUUCUGUUUGUUUAAUAUUUCUACCCUAAGAUAUUUGUGCAAUAUAUUUUUACGAAACAUUAAUAAAGUAUUCCUGUUUCUUUUACACUUUCUCUUAUAUAGAUAACAGGUUUGCAGUGUUGCUUAUUUAUGCAGGAAAUAUGAAUCAAUAUGUCAUACAUAAUCUUAAUGUGAAUGGUGUUCACAUUUGCUUGUUUUUGUUAGUCUUCUUAUUUAUUUAUGUAUUAUACAUGCAAAUUUUUAUACAGUAAAAUAAUUUGGUAUGAAAUAACACUUUCAUCAGUACAAACUGGUUUUGUUUUUAUGAUCUUUGUAUAUCACCAAUUGGAGGUAUCAAGUUUAGUAGUGCGAUUUGUUAGUUUAUUGCGGGUUGUGCAACAAGAACUUGAAAAAAAUUUAUGACUUGGUUUCUUAGUUCAGUGGAGAUACCAAAUGAUAAUGGACCUUUCCAGUGUCAAUCAAACAGGGCCAGGAAUGCGUGCACCCUACAAACACACGUUUGGGUACGUUAUUGUUUUGUGGCACCUUAGUAACAAUAUUGAAGGAGGGGGGGGGGUGUGCAGGGCUUAGCGGGAGUGUCUUGUGUUUAAAUCUUGUUAAGGGCAUUAAUUGUUUAGUAGUGUUAUGUUUGCGGUUUACCAUUUACUUCAAUCGUUCUUCCAUUGUCGUCUCUUUUAAAAAAAAUAUGUAAUGGUUACUUUUACUCAGUAAAUUUUAAAGAUCAUUAAAAAGCAAAGCAAACAUA